This is a messenger RNA of Apiotrichum porosum, 663 nucleotides long. RefSeq lists its product as uncharacterized. The coding region runs from base 1 to 663 and encodes 220 amino acids. NCBI's taxonomy places the organism in Eukaryota, Fungi, Basidiomycota, Tremellomycetes, Trichosporonales, Trichosporonaceae. The transcript is spliced from 6 exons. The record is from RefSeq and is a predicted model, not a curated record.
AUGGCUCUCAACCCUCGUCGUACAGUCCUAGUCGUUGUGGAUGUCCAGGAGCGUUUCCGCGGCGCGAUUCACAACUUUGACGCCAUGGCCGCGACUGUCAGGCGUAUGGUCCUGGCUGCUGGCAUUCUUGACAUGCGCGUUCUCACCACGGAGCAGAACCCCCGCGCACUCGGAGCCACGAUCCCGGAGCUUGGCAUUGGCGCGCUUCCUAAGCACCUCAACCUCGGCACCUUUGCAAAGACCAAGUUCUCCGUCAUGACCCCAGAGGUGUGCAGGGUGCUCGGCGGUCGCUACGGCGCCAUGUUCGACGCCGAGAACCCGGUCGACCCAGAGGGUACCGACAACGUGAUCCUUGUCGGCAUCGAGUCGCACGUGUGCGUGUACCAGAGCGCGCUCGAAGCCCGCUACGGCAAGGGCAACCCGCCCAUCGUCAUCGCCGAUGGCGUGAGCAGCUGCAACAAGGAGGAGAUUGGGCUCAGCCUGAACCGCAUGCGCGCUGCCGGCGUUGACGUGGGUUCCUCCGAGAGCGUCCUCUUCCAGCUCAUGGGCGACGCGAGCAACGACAAGUUUAAGGAGUUCCAGAAACUCAUCAAGGCCGAGCUGCCCACCACCAAGGCGUCGCUGCAGACCCUGUUCCCGACAGCCGCCGACGCAAAGCUGUAA